Mugil cephalus (flathead mullet) is the source of this 2795-nucleotide messenger RNA. RefSeq names its product dual specificity phosphatase 16 (gene dusp16). The transcript is spliced from 7 exons. NCBI's taxonomy places the organism in Eukaryota, Metazoa, Chordata, Actinopteri, Mugiliformes, Mugilidae. Bases 486 to 2357 code for a protein of 623 amino acids. Gene Ontology annotation, molecular function: protein tyrosine/threonine phosphatase activity; MAP kinase tyrosine/serine/threonine phosphatase activity. The record is from RefSeq and is a predicted model, not a curated record. Gene Ontology annotation, biological process: protein dephosphorylation; negative regulation of MAPK cascade. Gene Ontology annotation, cellular component: nucleus; cytoplasm.
AUGUUUUAUUUCUGUCGCGGUGACCUCAUCUCUAACGGCAGCACCGACCGACUCCUCUCCGACUCUUCACCGACUCCUCUCCGCCGCUCCAGCCUCAGCUCCUCGGCUCCUCCGUCUCUCCCCAGCCGUCCUCCCGGUACAUCCAGCCGGACUGUUCCGGGGACCCAGCCGGGACGGUGGAGCCGCCGACCGGACUCUGACGUCGAGUUUAAACGAGUUUAAAGCUUGAGGAGGAAGACGAGGACGGAGAUGAAGAUCAACCAGGACCAAUAAACACACACUAAUACGCACACUAAGCAACACACCUCCUCCUGCUCCUCCUGCUCCUCCCUGCUCUUCCCUGCUCUUCCCUGCUCUUCCCUGCUCCUCCUGCUCCUCCUGCUCCAUCAUGACCUCCUGGUCCACCGGCAGCAUGUUGCUCCUGGGCCUCUGAGCGUCCUCCAGCCGGGGUCGGGGGGUCGGGGGGUGGGGGGUGGUGGUCCGACAUGUCCAGGUCUGGAUCCGGGAUGCCCAGGCCCGGCUCGGUGCGCCCCAUCGGGGCGGAGGCCCUGGUGGCCCUGCUGGAGGGGGGUCUGGACCGGGUGGUGCUGAUCGAUAGCCGGCCCUUCGUGGACUAUAACUGCUCCCACAUCCUGGAGGCCGUGAACGUGAACUGCUCCAAGCUGAUGAAGAGGAGGCUGCAGCAGGACAAGGUCCAGAUCCCGGAGCUGCUGCAGCACUCGGCCAAGAACAAGCUGGAGCUCCAUGGAGACCAGGAGGUGGUCGUCUAUGACCAGACGUCUUCUGACCCCACGUCUCUGGGCUCCGAGUCCUUCCUCAGCGUCCUGCUGGUCAAACUGGAGAGAAGCUUCCCCUCAGUCCACCUGCUCUCAGGUGGGUUCUCCGAGUUCUCCCACCUGUUCCCUGGUCUGUGUGAGGGGAAGUCCUCCCUGGUUCCCUCCUGCAUGUCUCAGCCCUGUUUACCCGUCACCAACCUGGGCCCGACCCGCAUCCUGCCCCACCUGUACCUGGGCUGCCAGAGGGACGUCCUCAACAAGGACCUGAUGCAGCAGAACGACAUCGCCUACGUCCUCAACGCCAGCAACACCUGCCCCAAACCGGACUUCAUCCCUGAGUCCCACUUCCUGCGCGUCCCGGUCAACGACUCGUUCUGUGAGAAGAUCCUGCCGUGGUUGGACCGUUCGGUGGAGUUCAUAGAAAAAGCUAAAGCGUCCAACGCUCGAGUCCUCGUCCACUGUCUGGCCGGGAUCUCGCGCUCCGCCACCAUCGCCAUCGCCUACAUCAUGAAGAGGAUGGACAUGUCUCUGGACGAGGCCUACAGGUUCGUGAAGGAGAAGCGUCCGACCAUCUCUCCUAACUUUAACUUCCUGGGUCAACUGCUGGACUUUGAGAAGAAGAUAAAAAGUCCUGGAGCUGAGUCCAGACUGAAGCUCCUCCCUCAGUCUGAGCCCAGCGCUGAGGCCUCUGCUCAGUUCCAGGCCCCGGAGCCUCCAGCCUGUCUGGACCCGGAGGCCCCUAGGGAACCUGGGGAACCCGGGGAACCUGGCCCGGCCCGUCUGGAGCCCCUCACCCUGCCCUGUGUCCUCGCAGAGGGCCCUGAGGAGCACCUGUCCCAGGCCCUGAGCGUCCUGCAGCUCUCUGAGGGGCCCGAGGACAGUGUCCGUCUCAAACGCUCCUUCUCUCUGGACAUCAAGUCUCACGGCGAGCCGGCCAGAAGCUCCGCCCACCGGCCCGAGGCCGCCAGUAAGCCCUGCCAGUUCUCCCCGGUGGAGGAGGUCUCUGAGCAGUCCACCCCGGAGCAGAGCCCCGACAAGGAGGAGGUCGCCGGCCCGGAGCGAGGCGCCCCCCCGGCCUCCGCCGGCUUCACCAAACCUCCCCCCGCCCACACCUGUUCCCACCACCUGCACCGCAGCGGCAGCAUGGAGGACAGCGCCACCAGCUUCCUGUUCGGCCUGUCCCGCAGCCAGCAGCACCUGGCCCGGCCCGGGUCCGGGGGGGCGCUGAAGGGCUGGCACUCCGACAUCCUGCUGGGCCCCGUCACCGUGUCCACCUCCUCUCUGGCCGGGGGCUGGUACCUGUCCUCCGAGUCCACGCGCUUCUACUCCACGUCGGCCAUCUUGAGCGGGGGGUGUGGCCACGGCCUGGAGGCGGUGCGGCGCCGCAGCCGGAGGCCGACCGGGGACCACGGCGACUCCAGGAGGAGCUGGCACGAGGAGAGCAGCUUCGAGAAGCAGCUGAAGAGACGCAGCUGUCAGAUGGAGUUUGGGGACGGGAGGACGGACAGCAGGUCCAGGGAGGACGUGGGGGGGGGACAGUCCAGCUUCUCCGGCAGCAUGGAGGUCAUCCAGGUUUCCUGAGACCGGUAGACCUGGAGUCAGGGUCAGACUCUAAAACAGGAGCCCAGAACUCAGAAAAUAAAUGGUCUUCAUUAAAGCCCCGCAGGAGGCGGCCAUCUUGUUUGAAUAACCUUUAUCGUUCACUUUGGAUCCAGAACAAUCACCAGAAACUGAGUUUGAUUUGUUUGUUUACUGAAGCUGCUCUUUGUUUGUUUGUUUGUUUGUUCGUUUGUUUGUUGACUUCCUGUUCCUCUCUGAUCACUGAAAGGCUCAAUGAAGAUGUAAAGACUCUGAUUUAUUAUCAAUAAACUCAUCAGCUGAUUCAUUGAUUCAUGGAUCAGAGCAGGAAGUAAAACACUGAUCAGGGACCAAUCAGAGCGGAGCAGUGGCCUGUGAUGACGAGGACGUCUCUGACGACUGGUUUGUUUCCUAAAAAUAAAACUCUUCUGAUAAAACUUG